Mytilus trossulus (common blue mussel) is the source of this 1338-nucleotide messenger RNA. RefSeq lists its product as uncharacterized. The transcript is spliced from 5 exons. The record is from RefSeq and is a predicted model, not a curated record. The coding region runs from base 256 to 1233 and encodes 325 amino acids. Gene Ontology annotation, molecular function: ubiquitin protein ligase activity. Gene Ontology annotation, biological process: protein polyubiquitination. Lineage: Eukaryota; Metazoa; Mollusca; Bivalvia; Mytilida; Mytilidae.
GUCCAGAUUGCAAAUACAUCGGAAAUAAAAGAAAAAUGCAGAUUUUGCGAAAAAGAUAUUCUGAUAACAGAUCUUAGAGAUCAUUUGAAGGAUUGUGAUGAUAAUGUACAAAAUGUACAGUCAACAGAACCUUUUGCAGAAAUACAAAGCACAUCUAGUUUUAACCUUCCAACAGAAUUUGAUUCGGUUGACAAUUCAGAUGAAGAUCUUCCACCUUUGCAUUUAGCUAGAAAUAAUAAUGAAACCACUACUGAAAUGACGGGACAGACUGAAGAUCUAUUGAAGCGAACAAUAAACUCUUGCAUAGAUUUCUGUACCGAACAUAAGGUAACAGAUCCUGUUGACAUUCUUCGGCACAUACAAGAGAAAAUUGUUUGUGGCCGAGACCUGGAUCUUUCAGAUGAUGCCACAACUAAUGAUGGUGAAACCAAUUUUAUUUUGGUUGAUAGGGAUACUUUGUUGCAAUCGGCUUUUGAAGAGAUAACUGCCCUUACAGAUCUUAGAUUGACUUUGCAAGUACAGUUUUAUGAGGAGGGUGCAGUUGAUUUGGGUGGACCACGAAAGGAAUUUUUUGCAAUUCUAAUGAGAGAUAUCAAACAGAAGUAUUUUGAUCCAGUUAAGGAGUGGUCAAAAGAUUAUGAGGUUAUUGGGAAGAUAUUUGCUCUCAGCAUCCUUCAGAAUGGAGCUCUACCACGAAUCAUGACAACAGAUCUGAUAGAAGAACUUUUUGAAACGGAGGAACCAAGGCAAUUUGUAAAAGACCUUCGCAGGGGUCUUGAUUCUUUGGGAUUUUAUCAGUUGGUCAGAAGUUUACCCUCAUUAAUCCACUUGUUCACACCAAUUCAACCAACCCCGAUCACUUUCAAGAAAAUAACAACUUUAUUGAAGCCUGAGUUUGCUGCAGAGGGGUCAAAUCGAACGAAAGCCGAAAAAAAAGUCUAUUCUAAAUUUCUUAAAUAUUUAAGAGAAGCUGCUAGUGGAAGAAGGGGCGAUGUUAACUUAGCCAAAGUUCUGAAAUUUGCAACCAGUGUGGAAGAGGAACCAAUAUUAGGGUUUACAUUGCACCCAAGUCUACAUUUUUCAGAGCGUAAAUCACAUCUACCCACAGGCAAUACGUGCAUCAACCGACUAAUGCUAACAGUUCCAGAGAAUGGAGGGAAGCUUCCUGAAGAAGAUGUCUUGUUUAACUUUUUCGAUUACGCUUUCUGCAAUGCUUACUAUGGAUUACAGUAGUCAGAUCUUGAGUUCAAUUACAUUAUGUGUAUUUUGUUAAUUACUAGCAGAAAUAGAAAACACUGCUCCUCGUAUAGAACAUGUGUUUAUACUAUUAGAAAGAUA